Molecule: messenger RNA, 1320 nt
Organism: Protomyces lactucae-debilis
Lineage: Eukaryota; Fungi; Ascomycota; Taphrinomycetes; Taphrinales; Protomycetaceae
Exons: 1
Coding region: 144-1247 (367 amino acids)
Source: RefSeq, a predicted model, not a curated record
CUCGUGUUGGUUGAGACUGGGACAAGUAGAUUCUGCUUCCAUCUCGUCGCGCCCAAGAGUCAGCAGAGACCGCGACCAAGCAAGUCAGCGACAAACAACCAUCAGCGAGGCGCGCUCUCUCAUUCUACUCCAUCCAUGCUCCCAUGGUCAGCCUGCAGGAUGAGCUUGCAGCGCUUGAUAGUCUGGACGAUACUUCCUCCUUGUAUGACUUGGAUGCGCCUACAUCAGAAGCACUCAUGACGACAACGUCGCCCGAUAGACCCACAGCAGGCCGCUCACUCGCCUCUGAGAUGUCACAUGGCUCGUUAUUAGAUUCAGCAGGAUGUUCUCAAUCCCAUCGACAAUGUACAAGGCAAACGAAUCUCUUGCGACUUCGAACAUCUCUGGAUACCUUGAAACAGCAUAAACGCGACACGCACAGUCCCAAUACACUUCGUCAACUGCUUGCAGAACCCAGUGACUAUGAUGGUGCUGAUUAUGGAGAUCCAGCAGAUGAUUCAGAGCCAGAAGAGACGUUUCCCGUACUCGACGCAGCGAUUCACUCGCUUCAGGGGUUUUGCACAUUCGACGAGACGGCAAGUGAUGCAGAUGUUGUGGAUCGCUUUACAAAUGCGCUGAGUGAACUCAGACCACAAUCUGCCGUUGAAACAGUUGCUUCUCGGUGUAUCGCGGCGCAUGAGUCUUUAGCAGCUGCGAUGCCUCGGAAGAUCAAUGCACUCAGAGAUUUGGCAAUGCAAGUGGCUGCUGGCUACUUGUCUGUUGAGUCGGUGCAGGACAGUCAGGGUGAGGCAGUUUUGUUGGAUCAGAGACUACUGAGGGAGGCACUGAACGCAUUGGACGAAGUGAGUCGCGGACUGAGCCGUGCUGAUCGACCGACGACGAGCGAUAGCCAUGUCUCACACGGCAGUCAUGGUCAAGGUUAUGGUGAGAAUGCAGCAGACAAGUUGAAUCAGCUACAGACGGAUACGAAUGCGCUGCUUCUUGACCUGGCGAGCUUGAGUGACGCUCUCAGUAUGCUUCGACAAACUUCCUUGUCUGCAUCAAGGAAACUACGGACAGUACGGGAUCAGAUUGAAGUGAUGCAGCAAGAACAACGCAUGGCAGAGCAGAGUCGUCUCUUGCUUGAACGGGAUGGUUGGCAUGCUGGCGCUGCACAACGCAUUGUAGCGAGGCAGUGCCGCGAGAUAUGUGGAGGGUUUGAGGGGACUUGGCAGAGAUUGCGAGGGAGGUUAGCAGCGUCUGUUUGAGAUGCAUUGAAUGAGGAGCGUAUAGCAUAAUGUGUUGUAGUAUCAUGAACAAAGUACGUUGAAUCAAGGAGAA